Messenger RNA from Mauremys reevesii (Reeves's turtle), 612 nucleotides. Its product is annotated as zymogen granule membrane protein 16-like. Lineage: Eukaryota; Metazoa; Chordata; Testudines; Geoemydidae. The record is from RefSeq and is a predicted model, not a curated record. The transcript has 3 exons. The coding region runs from base 1 to 612 and encodes 203 amino acids.
AUGAUGCUGCAAAUCCUCGGCGUGACCCUCCUGCUGCUGGGAGCCUCGGCCGGGGAGAAGGAGCGCCAGCGCCGACACUCGUAUUCCGGGGAGUACGGCUCGGGCUCGGGGACCCCGUUUUCCUAUUCGGGGCCGGACCGAUGGGGCCCCAUCACGGCUCUCCGGAUCUGGGAGCAUUGCAACAGCUACCUCAGCGGCAUCCAGCUCCAGUUCGGGCACCGGUGGGGCGAGCUGUUCGGGGCAAAGGUGGGGAAGGCGCUGGAGGUGACCCUGUUACCCCGCGAGCACAUCACGCAGAUCUCGGGCAAACAUUACACCUACAUCUACCAGCUCAUCAUCUCCACCACCCACGGGCGCAGCUUCUUCUUCGGCCAGCCCUACGGCUACUCCUUCAACGCCGUCCCGCUGUCCCGCGCCGAGUACCUGGUCUUCCUCACCGGCCACUACAGCGGGUCCAGCCUGACGGGCAUCGCCAUGCACUGGGCCGAGCUGCGGGGGCGGGGGCGGGAGCCAGCGGAGCCCAGUGGCGGGGAGUUCCCCAGGCCAACGCAGCUUUUCUCUCUGCCCGGCUUCGCCUCCAGGCCAGAGACCAGGAAGCCAGGUCCUUCUUAG